UUUUCCUCUUCUGGGUUUUUUUCAGCAAUGGACCAGAAGACCAUUUCCAAGCAGCUAAUCUCAUCCGUCGCAACCUUCAUCACCACCCAACUAACCAACAAGGAGAAGCGACUCCAGCACAAAGACCACUGCGCCGAGCGCUUGUCCGCCAAAGAUGGCGCCUCCACCAACGCCGACGACCAAGCCGAGGUCCGAUACUCCGAUCAGGCCGUGCUGGCCAACUUGGAUUGGGGGAUGGAAGCCCUCGAAGAAGCCAUCGGAACCUCCAACAGGGAAACCAAACUCGCCCGGUUGGAAUACGCCGAGAAGCUCCUCCAGGUCUGCGCCAUGCUCGAUUGCAGCCAGACCACCGCCGGCGUCCCCAACUUCUACCUCUCCGCCUGGGCCCACCUCAACCUCGCUUACCUCUGGAAGCUGCGCGGCAGCUCCCAGAAGGCGUUACACCAUGUGAUGGACAUGUUCGUGAUCGACCCUUUCUUCUCCAGGGUCGAUUUCGCUCCUGAGCUCUGGCAGGAGCUGUUUCUCCCCCACAUGGGCCCCGUCGCGGCGUGGUACUCCGAGGGGAGAAACAAGAUAGUGAUGGAGGUGGUCCCCGAUUCCGCGGACCUGUCGUUCACGGCGGAUUUGGAUCAGUUCUUGAACGAGGAGUUUCUGUACUCCAUGACGCCAGAGCAGAUCGAGGUGGUGCAGAGGUUGGAGCAGGUUUAUGGGGAGUCGUUGGAUGAGAACACUAGGGUUUUUGCUAGGUACUUCAUGGAAUGUGUCAAUUUCGAGUCUUCCUCGCCGCCGGGGAGCAGGAGGAUGGUGGCGCCGCCUGUGAUGCCGGUUGCUGAGCCUCCGGUGAUGAGUCAUGUUAUGAGGACCAAAAAUGGUGGCCAGCAAUCCACCAGCCGGCCAGGGUUUUCCACAUUUUUAAGAACAGAGUCGAACUUGUUGGGUGUUCGGGAGCCAAUUCUUGAAGAGGACGAAGAAGAAGAAGAUCUGGAGCCCGAAACGAACCAGAAACAACCGGGUCCCGGGCGCAGGGAAGCUGGGCAGAGCGCUGUCCGAUCAUCAAGGCCAUCUCCUGGAGCUUCUCCUCGGACUCUGUCUUGUUCUUCAUCUUCAUCAUCUUAUUCUUCUUCUCCUUCUCCAAACCCGGCAUUGCGGCUUCUUCGUACUCAAACCAGAGGUUCCUCUGUUUCCAACUCCUCCCCUGGCUCGCCAACCAUCAACAGCGACACCAGCUUCAGCUCGCCAAGAUCGGACGUCGAUGGAUCGGACUUGAGGAGAAGUGGUAAUGAAAGGAAUGGUCGAAUAAGGAACAUGAGUUAUGAAACUCUCAAUAAUCCCUGCUUUGAAAACAGCUCAGCCAACGACUUGGACGACGGAAACCAGAGCUGCAUCUCGAUACCGAUCUCCGACAAGUUGAGUUCAUUACGGACGCGGCCACCGAAGGAUUUCGUCUGCCCGAUCACCGGAAUGUUGUUCAACGAUCCGGUGACACUAGAGACAGGGCAGACCUACGAGAGGAAAGCGAUUCAGGAGUGGCUGCAGACGGGGAACGCCACGUGUCCUAUCACACGGCAGCCACUCUCCGCGAACUCCUUGCCCAAAACCAACUACGUCCUGAAACGGCUCAUCACUUCAUGGAAAGAGCAGCACCCCGAUCUUGCCCACGAGUUCUCUUACUCCGAGACCCCUAAAGCCAGCCCUGCUCCGCAAGCGAAAGAAAACUCACAAGCCUCUAAUCCUAAUUCCGCAAGGACGAUCAAGAGUAGCGAAAAUCGACAGAGGGCGACAAGAUUCGGAGCGACAGCGACAGUGUCCGAUUCCCCAACCAGCGUGCUCUCCCAAGCUGCGAUCGAUACGAUCCUCAACGGUUUGAAGCCUUACAUUUCUUGUUUGUGCACGUCGGAUAAUCUUCAGGAUUGUGAGUCGGCUGUGGUGGCGAUAGCCAGGCUUUGGAAAGACGCCAGAGGAGAUCCAACAAUCCAGAUCUACCUGUCGAAGCCCACAGUGGUCAAUGGAUUUGUGGAAGUCCUCUCAGCUUCUCUGGACCGAGAAGUUCUGAAGCUAUCCAUCUUUCUCCUCUCGGAGUUGAUGUUCGUGGACGAGAGCGUCGCGAGGACUCUGACCAAUGUGGACUCCGAUUUCGACUGCCUAGCGGCCUUGUUGAAAAAUGGGCUGUCAGAAGCUGCCGUUCUCGUAUACCAGCUCAGGCCGAGCUAUGCUCAGCUCUCGUCGCACGACUUCAUACCGUCGAUCGUGCAGUUGAUCAUGCGGAAGAAGAGUAAAGAAUCCGAUGAUGUUGAGCUAGUGUUGGAUCCAGUAGAUGCAUCCAUUGCGAUGUUGGAGGUUUUGCUGACGGAAGGGGAUGAAAGUACUAGGGUGGCUAAUGCUACGAGUGUGAUUAGCUCCCAUGGGAUUCCUGCGCUGGUCAAGUGUCUGGAGAGGGCAGAGAGCAGGAACUCUGUGGUAUCCAUACUUUUCUGUUGCAUGAAUGCAGAUAAAAGCUGCCGGAAUUUGAUCGCUAAGAGGAUAGAACUCUCUCCUGUCCUCGAACUGUUCCAUUCUGGUGCGGAUAGCGUGAAAGCCAAGUGCAUAGAUUUCCUAGCUGAACUCGUGAGGCUAAACAGGAGGAACUCUUGCAAUCAGAUUUUGAAGAUAAUCAGGGACGAGGGAGCAUUCAGCACGAUGCACACAUUUCUGGUGUACCUUCAAAUGGCCCCAAUGGAACAACAACCUGCAAUUGCUACUCUUUUGCUUCAGCUCGAUCUACUAGUAUGAACUAAAGUUGUUACUACUGUUCAUGUCCGAUAAAAGCUUAAAUCAACAAUGGAGACUCCAAUCUAAUGUCCAAUAUUUCCCAGGUUGAGCCUCGUAAGAUGAGCAUAUAUAGAGAGGAAGCUGUGGAGGCACUAAUUGAAGCACUUCAAAGAAAGGACUUCGCCAGCUCCCAAAUGAUGGCUUUGGAUGCUAUAGUAUCUCUCUCUGGUCGCCUGACUUCCACGGGGAGGUCUUACAUGGAGUCGUGGUUGCUUAAGAUGGCAGGCUUUGAUAAGCCUUAUAACAACCUAAUGAAGGCUGAGAGGUCAAUGAAGUUUGACAAUGACUAUGCGGAAACACUGGAGGAGGAAGAGAAAGCGACGAGUUCUUGGGAGAGACGCGUGGCAUUUGUGUUGUGCAACCAUGAGAAUGGUGCAAUCUUCAAGGCCCUGGCGGAAUGCUUCAAAAGCAACUCAAUCGAAAUGUCGAAAUCCUGCCUCGUGGCGGCUUCCUGGCUUACUCACAUGCUCUCGGUCCUCCCUGAUACUGGGGUGAGGGAUGCAGCUUCCAAGGCCUUGCUUGAUGAGUUUGUCAACACACUCCAAUCAGGAAGUGUGGAGGAGAAGAUUAUGGCAACCCUCUCUUUGAAGAGCUUCGUUACCGAUCCAGCUGCACUUCAAGAGCUGGGGAAAUAUGCUAGAUGCAUAUACAAGACAUUAAGGAAGCUGAAGAAAUACUCACCCAUUAUCUCAGAUGUUCUGAAAUCUUUGAUCAACUCUUCCUUUGUUGAUGCUUCAGAGUUAUGGAAUUGGAGUGAAGUGGUUGAGUUGGAAUCAUGUCAGAAUGGUGAAGUGCUGUCUUUGGUUCAUCUGAAAGGCAGACUGCUAAGCAGCCAUUCCGAUGGUACAAUUAAGCUAUGGGACGCAGGAAAGAGGGUUCCGAGAGUGAUCCAAGAAGUUCGAGAGCAUUCCAGAGCUGUCACUUGCCUUUACCUUUCCCCUGGCGACAACAAGCUAUACAGUGGUUCUUUAGACAAGACAAUUCGAGUUUGGGCGAUCAAACCAGAAGAGAUUCAUUGUGUCCAAGUUCAUGAUGUGAAAGAGGGUGUCUAUGACUUGACGGCCAGCUCCAAAGUGGCUUGCUUUGUCACUCAAUCAACUGGUGUCAAGGUUUACAAUUGGAGUGGAGGUCCAAGGCAUGUGAAUUUCAACAAGAAUGUGAGGUCUCUGGCCAUGUCAGGGGACAGGUUGUAUUGUGCAUGCUCUUGUUAUAGCAUCCAGGAAGUGGACCUCUCAAAGCUCACAUCAACGCCUUUCUACUGCGGCACUCGAAAGCUGCUAGGAAAACAAUCCCUCAAUUCAGUGAAAAUACAAGACGGGUUGCUCUUUGCCGCUGGUUCCGCGCUCGACGGAACGGCGGGGAAACUGUUUGCGCUCUCGAACAGUAGGGGUCCCGCUUCCGUGGCCGGUUCGCUUUCCACGAGCUUUGACGUUAAGCACAUCACAGUUAACAAUGACUUCAUAAUCACCGCCUCAAAGUGGGGGGUUAUCGAAGUGUGGCUUAAAGAAAGAGUCACCAAAAUUGCUAGCAUGAGAACCAACGGUGGUGGGAAUGCCAAGGUGUCUUGUCUGACCACAGAUUCCGACGGCGGGAUGUUGUAUGCUGGCUCUUCCGACGGAAAGAUUCAAGUAAGUAGAUUGCACUGCCCACUUCUCCUUUUGAACAAUAAACCACUUAGUCCCGAUAAAUCGAAGUUCUUGGAAAAUGAUUGUCAUUUCUUUUUCUCUUGCAUCGCCCAAAGUGUACAUAGAAUAAUUCGUGUGGGGUUCGGAUUUGCAGGUUUGGGCGCUAGACUAAAGGAGAAGGAUGCUGUUUUGGUUUAUAAAUUUUAGCUGUUUUUUUGGGCCAUAGAUUUGCUUGUGUAAAAAGAUUGUGAACCAUGGGCGACCCAUGUACGUACUUUGUCCAAUUAGUUGAUUGUGUCGCCAAGUUGAUGUUUAGUGUUAAUUGUCCCUUAACCCUAAUUACCAAGACUGUACAGAUUUUCCUAAGCAUUUGUGUUGUAUGUUGUCCGUCGAUACUAUAAAUAGUUGAUCAGUUCUACAAUUAUAAUCUUGAAUUACACCAUUCAGUUCCUUCAUCAA
Molecule: messenger RNA, 4892 nt
Organism: Linum tenue
Lineage: Eukaryota; Viridiplantae; Streptophyta; Magnoliopsida; Malpighiales; Linaceae
Source: the annotation of a GenBank genome assembly